This is a messenger RNA of Knipowitschia caucasica, 753 nucleotides long. NCBI's taxonomy places the organism in Eukaryota, Metazoa, Chordata, Actinopteri, Gobiiformes, Gobiidae. The record is from the annotation of a GenBank genome assembly.
AUGGACUUACAACAUGGUUAUUGGCAAGUGGAGCUGGAGGAACAUGACCGUGAGAAGACAGCUUUCACAACAGGCAGCGGGCUCUAUCAUUUUAAAGUGAUGCCCAUGGGCCUCACCAAUGCUCCUGCCACAUGCCAACGCUUAAUGGAGAUGGUGCUACGUGGACUCCCUUGGAAGAUGUGUCUUGUCUAUCUGGACGAUUGUGCAAAGCUGGCCUAUCCCACGGACUGCGACAGAGAUGCAUCAUGCACUGCUGUGGGCGCCGUCCUGGGACAGAAACAAGAGCAGACUGAAAAAGUAGUGGCUUACGCCAGUCAUGUCUUGACGAAAGCGGAGAAGAGAUGCUUUGUCGCGCCGCCCAAAGGACCCUCUAGCUGCAGAACCGGCUGUCACAGACGCAGCCCUGUUCCUCAGCAGAGGGCUCCCAUGAAAACCAUUGUUGCCACAGAGCCAUUUCAGAAAGUCGCUGCAGAUAUCCUUGAACUCCCUAUUACUACUCGUGGCAACAGCUGCAGUGCCACUUACUCCCCAUGGAAAACUGACAACAUCUGGCCCCCUCCCUGGACCCCGGCCCUGCUCCCAGGCUGCACCUCCAACAGCUGCGAGUCAAAGCACUGUUCCUUAAUCCAAGCUGUGGCAGCACUUACGACUCCACCGCAGCUGACCAGAGGUGGCCAGGGACAGGUCUCAGAGGAGCAGAGGAUGAGGAGGGCACCACCCGAGGCCAUAAGGUCAGCGGAUGAAGUCCAUUAG